CCUUCCUCUCAGCAGCUACAUGAGCUCACAGGCUGAAAUCAGUGAGAGAAUGAGAGCUAUCCUUAUCGACUGGAUUAUCGAGGUACAGUACAGGCUUACUCUAAUGCCAGAGACACUUUACUUGACCGUCUACAUCAUCGACCAGUACUUAUCUAUGGAGAGUGUACCAAGAAAGGAGCUGCAGCUCGUCGGCAUAAGUGCCAUGCUGAUAGCAAGUAAGUACGAAGAGAUAUGGGCUCCACUGGUUAAGGACUUGAUGUGCCUCUGUGACAACGCAUUUACCAGAGACCAGGUUCUGACCAAGGAAAAGGCCAUCCUGGACAGGCUCCAUUGGAACCUGACGGUUCCAAUAAUGUACAUGUUCAUUGUUAGGUACCUGAAAGCCGCAAUGUGUGACACAGAGCUUGAGAACAUGGCAUUCUUCUACUCCGAGCUGGCAUUGGUCCAUUACGCGAUGCUGGUUUACCCUCCAUCGGUGACCGCAGCCGCUGCCGUCUAUGCUGCCAGGUCUACACUUGGGAUGAAUCCACCGUGGACUGAUAUUCUGGAACAUCACACUGGCAUAGUUGAGCCACAGUUACUGUACGUCCUUCGAUGA
Molecule: messenger RNA, 598 nt
Organism: Zea mays
Lineage: Eukaryota; Viridiplantae; Streptophyta; Magnoliopsida; Poales; Poaceae
Product: cyclin-B1-3
Exons: 3
Coding region: 20-598 (192 amino acids)
Biological process (GO): mitotic cell cycle phase transition
Molecular function (GO): cyclin-dependent protein serine/threonine kinase regulator activity
Source: RefSeq, a predicted model, not a curated record